GAAAAUGUUGAUUGGCUCUCCCUUGCUCUUUACAAAAAAAAAAAAAUUGUAAGGCUCAGUGUAUUCCUCUCCACCCUUUCAGCUUCUCUGCCGAAGUUGAGAGAGAGAGAGAGAGAGAGAGAGAGCAGGCAUAAGAAUUUUGGUAAUAGUCCAGCAAGUACUUCCACUUCCAGUUGAAGUGUUUUGGUGCUGGGAGCCUCGAGAAUUUGUUCGUACUCAAUUCCUCAUUGAAAUUCCAAGGGGAAAAAGAUGGACCAUUUUUAUGGACCAGGGAGGAACCAUCUUUUCGUUCCAGGGCCGGUCAAUAUCCCGGAACCUGUCAUUCGGGCCAUGAACAGAAACAAUGAGGAUUACCGCUCUCCAGCUGUCCCUGCAUUGACAAAAACACUGCUUGAGGAUGUGAAGAAGAUUUUCAAGACUACUACAGGAACACCAUUUAUGAUCCCCACCACAGGUACUGGUGCAUGGGAGAGUGCACUUACAAACACAUUAUCUCCAGGAGAUCGCAUCGUAUCUUUCGUCAUUGGUCAAUUCAGUCUGCUCUGGAUUGAUCAGCAGCAGCGCCUUAACUUCAAUGUUGAUGUCAUAGAAAGUGAAUGGGGCCAAGGUGCCAACCUUGACAUUCUGGCAUCAAAACUUGCAGCAGAUACUGCACACACCAUAAAGGCAAUUUGCAUUGUUCACAAUGAGACAGCAACGGGGGUUACUAAUAAUUUGGCUAAAGUGAGAAAAAUCCUUGAUGAAUAUAGGCAUCCAGCUCUUUUCCUUGUUGAUGGAGUGUCUUCCAUAGGCGCUCUUGAUUUCUGUAUGGAUGAAUGGGACAUAGAUGUUGCUUUAACUGGAUCUCAGAAAGCUCUCUCUCUUCCCACUGGGAUUGGUAUUGUAUGUGCAAGCCCUAAAGCUCUGGAGGCAUCUAAAACUGCAAAAUCAGUCAGAGUUUUCUUUGACUGGAAGGACUACUUGAAGUUCUAUAAUUUGGGAACAUUUUGGCCGUACACCCCUUCCAUCCAGCUGUUGUAUGGUCUCAGAGCAGCUCUGGAUCUCUUAUUUGAGGAAGGGCUUGACAAUGUGAUUGCAAGGCAUAGCCGUCUAGGCAAAGCAACAAGGCUUGCUGUGGAGGCCUGGGGCUUGAAGAACUGCACCCAAAAGGAGGAGUGGGUCAGUGACACAGUAACUGCAGUUGUAGUUCCUUCCUAUAUUGAUAGUUCUGAAAUCGUUAGAAGGGCAUGGAAAAGAUACAAUUUAAGCUUAGGUCUGGGUCUGAAUAAAGUGGCUGGGAAGGUUUUCAGAAUAGGGCACCUUGGAAAUCUGAAUGAGUUACAAUUAUUGGGCUGUCUUGCUGGAGUGGAGAUGAUACUCAAGGAUGUGGGCUAUCCGGUUAAGCUAGGAAGCGGAGUUGCUGCUGCUUGCGCAUACUUGCAGAACAACAUCCCACUCAUCCCUUCCAGGAUCUGAGUCACCUUUAUGUAAUUACUUUUUCUUCCAUGGCUUCCUUCAGCUUCCUUGUAAAAAAAUGUAUAAUGUCCUCUACUUGCACUCUUGAGGCUCACCAAAUUCCCUAUUUAAUAUACAAUGCUUCUGGCAUUGUUCCUGUAUUUGGACACAUCUUUAAGUCCAAUUGUCUGUUCUAUUGACACUA
Juglans microcarpa x Juglans regia is the source of this 1639-nucleotide messenger RNA. RefSeq names its product serine--glyoxylate aminotransferase-like. Lineage: Eukaryota; Viridiplantae; Streptophyta; Magnoliopsida; Fagales; Juglandaceae. Gene Ontology annotation, molecular function: L-alanine:glyoxylate transaminase activity; L-serine:pyruvate transaminase activity. Gene Ontology annotation, cellular component: peroxisome. The transcript has 6 exons. The record is from RefSeq and is a predicted model, not a curated record. The coding region runs from base 250 to 1455 and encodes 401 amino acids.